UAAAUAAUAUUUAUCGUUACUAUUGGAAUACCUUUCAAAAGCACUACUGGUGAAAUUGUACAAAUUUAAACACAUUAAAUUUUGCCAAUCAAAAACACAAGGCAACUGCAGUGCAAAGUUAUUGUCACCCAGUAUACUGUUCAGUUUUGAUUUUUAUUUAAUUAAUACUGUUGGAAUUAUCUCUAAUUGAUUGAAAUUGAAUUCAUAGUAUUUCGUUUCGUUUUCGAUUCAAAUACCUCUAUUGAUGUUGGCCUACCGAAGUUAGCAGAGUGAUACUUUAUUUACACAUUGGUCAGGAUAUCAUCGGGUUUGUGACCUACAUUUAACUACAGCACAUACACAUGUAACAGCCACUACAUACAUACAGUUGAUACCCCAGUUGCAACUAGCGAAUCUAGCACAGCCCAUCAUCCAACUUGAAGGUCACCCAAUCCAGACACGGUGCAUGCGUACAUUUUUACAUAUGCGGUGGAGUUACUUAAGCAUUAUAGAAAUAGUAUGUUCAUGUACACCGCCUCUGAAGUGUAUGGAAAAGAUCUUGAAAUGCGCCACAACAGUCAGGCAAAAAAUUUAACGAAUAACAACAAUGGGAUUAGUAGCAACACCAGCAACCUUAAUGAUCAGCAAGUACCAUUUUGUAAUGUUGAUAAUGCCGUUAACUAUUAUAAGAAUGUAAACCUAAUUGGAUCAACAUGGAGUAUGAAGGGUUCAAGUCGUUCAUCUAAUGCAAGUCCAUCGAAAUGUGGCAGGCAAAUAUGUAGGCAACCGCCCGGCUAUUCAGCAGUACCUUCCUCCGAACUAUUGCAAUACUCAAAUUCAUACGCCAUGUCAUAUGCACCUCAAAGGGUUUCGGGUGCAUCAACAGGGGGAAACAACAACCAUCAUGCAUACCAACAGAUGAGGCAAUCAGUUGACUAUUAUAGUGGUACGCCACCGCACAAAGUUCACCAGCACUCGCAUAGUAAUAGUGCACACGCCAACCAGGAAAUCAAAUAUUCUUCCCCGCUUUCGUUGGAGAAAGAUAAACUAAAACGACAAAUAAGAAUUCGAAGUACAUCUGAAUUUUUGGAUGGGGGUUUAAUCUAUUCGCAUAACCGCAAACCAACUACACUGGAGACGUCAUGGAGUUCUGUAAUUCCGGAGCGGCCAUUGCGUUUUCAUUCAACAGAUCAGCACUACGAACAUUAUUUUUCAUAUUUUUACAAUCGCGGUGGACGAGAUCAGUUACCGAAGAACCACCCACCGCAUACCUCGCACUCGGUGUGCAAUUACAAACCUCAAAUGAGCUUAUUACAUGAACCGUCGAGUAAACGCUCGUCAAAUGCUAGUCGCAGAAAUAAUAUACCCAAUGAUAAUAACCAAAAUGUAGAAUAUGAUAGUUAUAUAUUGAAAGAAAAUAACGAGUUGCCGUUUGGGUAUAAUGACAGCAAUUGGAACGAUUCACCGGAGAAUGAUUGCCCAGAAAAAUGUGUAUCGAAAGCUAACGAUGAUGAUUAUAUUUCUAAUAACGAUGCAUACGAUUCGAAAGAAAUCAAUGUUGAACAAUUCGAUCCAACUUUACUAUCCCAUCGUCGAUUCGUCCAGCAUAGCGAAAUCAAUGAACUGAACACAACUGGAGACUCUUUAACAGUGAAUAAUAAUAUAAGUCAAGCUAAGAAAACGCAAAAAGUUACCAUAUCCCCUCAUAUCGCUCCACGAUUACCAUUGACGCCAAAAAGAAUCCGGGGAGGCCAAGCAACUGUCAAAAAGAUACUGCCUACUGUGCAUAGAGUUUUAUUGUAUAACAGUCAAAGUCCCCGAUUGGCACGUAAGCAUCAAUAUCAAUCGAGUAAUUCACGCAAUCAAAACGUAAAACCACAACAUCCUAAAGGUCACAGUCAUGGUCAAUGUCAGGCCCAAGGAGAUGAUGAUCAUAUAACUAAAUAUAUUCUGGAUGAUUCUGAAGAGAAAGCCAACGAAUACCCCGAGGUUGAUUUUGACAAUGAUGACGAUCUAGACAAUAUAUCAAAUUUUGAUGAGAGCGACACAGUUAGUGUUAGUUCUGAUACAGAAGAUGGAUAUCGAGCUCAUGCGUAUAAAAUGGCUCAUUCAGGAGAACGGUUAUCGUCGUCACCGAAGAACUCAAAAACUUUGCUGUUUUCUCAGACUUCUGAUGAAGAUUUAUGUAAUCCGAAAUCAGUAUUAGUACCAAGUCUUUUUCCCUUCGUUCCGCCCUAUCUAUCCUUUUCAUCGAACACUCAAAAAGGACCUGAUGUGCCAGCUGACUUACACAGAGUAUUGAAAUGGCGGGUGACAAACAUUAUGCCUAAGGUUGUUCGCUUGAUCUUGGCCAAUAGUGGGAUGCGUAUGCUCAAAAAAACGAACGACUGGAUGGGGGUUUGGGGCAAGCAUUUAAAAUCACCAUGUUUUAAAACGAUUCGCUCAUAUCAAAAGAUAAAUCAUUUACCUGGGUCCUUCCGAAUUGGACGCAAAGAUUCGUGCUGGAAGAAUCUUCAGAGGCAAAUGAAGAAGCACAGUAACAGGGAGUUUGGCUUCAUGCCACGCACCUAUGUCAUACCAAAUGAUUUGUGUGCAUUGCGGAAACGUUGGCCAAAAUAUGCUCAACGUAAUACAAAGUGGAUUAUUAAGCCCCCCGCUAGUGCUCGGGGAGCUGGGAUACGCGUAGUUAAUCGAUGGGGUCAAAUACCUAAAAGGCGGCCUUUAAUUGUGCAGAAAUAUAUCGAACGUCCUUUGCUAAUAAAUGGAAGCAAAUUCGACUUACGUCUAUACGUACUUGUAACAUCUGUAAAUCCCUUGAGAGUCUUCAUGUAUCACAAUGGUUUGGCAAGAUUCGCGUCAGUGAAAUAUAGCGCCAAGAUUGAUACAUUGAACGAUCGAUGCAUGCAUUUGACGAACUAUAGCAUUAACAAAUUUUCGUCAAACUACUCAAAGAAUGAGGAUGUUAAUGCUUGUCAUGGUCACAAGUGGACAAUUAAGUCGCUAUGGAAUUAUUUGGCCAAUCGUGGAGUCCGCACAGACGGCCUCUGGGAGGCGCUAAGGAGUCUAGUGUUACGCACAAUUUUAGCUGGUGAAAAUGGCAUAAAUAGCAUGAUACGAGCAAACGUGGAGUCCAAAUACAGUUGUUUUGAAUUAUUUGGAUUUGAUGUGAUCUUAGACUCGGAUCUUGUACCAUGGUUAUUGGAGGUCAACAUUUCACCCAGCUUGCACUCAGAACUGCCGCUUGAUGCUCAUGUUAAGGCACCCCUGGUUCAGGGCGUUCUUAACACAGCUUUGUAUAAUAUACCACCAAAACUGACUCAGGAAAAACAAAAGGAGCUUGCCGCCGAGUUUUCAUUUCCACCUGGAACACAAAUGUGCUAUGAUAAACGUCUAUAUAUAAAUUAUUUAUCGCGCGAUGAAAAGGUCAAACAUAAUAAUUUUACACGUAAAACAAUGGAAAACCGCGAAGAUUAUGUUAAUGCAAUUCUGCAAAAACUAACACCUGACGAUGUGCGCUGUCUUAUUGUGGCUGAGGAUGAGCUGGCACGAUGCGCUCCUCUUGAGCGCAUAUUUCCCACAGAUCAAACCCACAAAUAUCUAAAAUACAACGACACUCCUCGUUAUUACAAUCGAUUGUUAGAUGCCUGGGAAUCACGCUAUGCAAAUAACCGUACCGAAGGGAUAGCACUUCUUCGCGAUUAUUGCCAAGCCAAAUACCAUUUACAGGUUCCAGUGCCACCUGCCAAAAAGGACUUGAACGAUAACCCCGAAGAGAACACACUUCUGAAGCUAGAAAAUGGACCCAUUGCAAACUCACAUUCAUAAAACAACCUUUCUUUCGCUUUCAAAUAAUAAUGAUUCUAGCGAAUUCUGUUAAAUACAUCAACCGACUUGGAAAAAAUUAUUAAGAUUUACACAUUGUUCAUCUUGUUAUACGAAAGACUGAACACAAUAAAUCAUUUAUUUUAAAUUAAGUCACACUCUGAUGCCGGUCUCUACAAUGGGAUUUUCAUUAAGUCUAGUUUUAAGGCUCAAAGCAUAUUCAAUGUGUUCGAAAACUAAGUAAAAUUUUAUGUAAUGUUAACUAGGAUCCAAAAUUUGAAUGUGCACAAAUAAAAAUUGGUUAUAAGUAUAUAUUAAAUGCGCUAUAAUAGUAUAUAUUAUGUAUAAUUCAUGAGCAAUUACAAAUAUUUAAAAAAUCAAA
Molecule: messenger RNA, 4183 nt
Organism: Drosophila albomicans
Lineage: Eukaryota; Metazoa; Arthropoda; Insecta; Diptera; Drosophilidae
Gene: TTLL4A
Product: tubulin monoglutamylase TTLL4
Exons: 11
Coding region: 499-3804 (1101 amino acids)
Biological process (GO): protein polyglutamylation; microtubule cytoskeleton organization
Cellular component (GO): cilium
Molecular function (GO): tubulin-glutamic acid ligase activity; tubulin binding
Source: RefSeq, a predicted model, not a curated record